Messenger RNA from Schistosoma curassoni, 1251 nucleotides. The record is from the annotation of a GenBank genome assembly. Lineage: Eukaryota; Metazoa; Platyhelminthes; Trematoda; Strigeidida; Schistosomatidae.
AUGAUUAGGUGCAUGGAAGAUUCUGACAUUUUUUGGUAUUACUCCCUUAGAUAUAAACCAAUGAUGGCCCCGGAACCUUUACAUAUUGUGCCAGAUAACAUCUUAUUACAUUUGUACACGCGAUUUCUUCUUAAUAUUCCCGAUGAGUUGAAAGAAGAUUGUGCAAAGAAUUUCGUAAGAAUCUUUUUUGAAGUUGAGCGGGCUCAUUGGUUUUAUGUCGAUUAUUGUAUUGAAGAUCCUUCAGUUGGUGGUGUUGAUAUGUUCGGACUAACUCAACAAUUAUUUGAGAAGUUUCCUUCUAUUGUCCCCAGGGGUAUAAACUGGCAAGAAAAGUUUGUCGAAUGGAAGAAAUACCGUGGAUCCACAGCUACUGGGAGCAUGAUAAUUAUUGACGAACAUUACAAGAUGAUCUUGUUAGUCCAAGGAUUUUAUGGCAAUCGUUGGAGCCUACCUGGUGGCAAAAUUAAUCAAGAUGAAUCUCUUGUUGAUUGUGCUUCUCGUGAAGUAAUGGAAGAAACGGGUCUGGACUUAGCAAAUCGUAUCUUACCGUCCCUCUAUAUUGAUCGUUAUAUUGGUGGUACUUUAAGACGAGCAUUCAUUGUUGAAGGACUUCCCAGGACUUCUCGGUUGAAGCCUGGUACAAAAAACGAGAUUGAGGCUAUAACUUGGUUUGGGAUUGCUGAUUUGCCAGCACAUAUACAAGAUAUUACUACUAUGGAAAAAUUGAAUUCAAGACCGAACAACUUCUACCUGGUGAUCCCAUUUAUUCGGCAACUGAAACUGUACGUAGAACAACGACUGUCGGGCAAACCACCUGGUUUAGCGUUAUCUGAAUCAGAACGCCUUUGUGGUAAUUCUAUGAAUUAUUCUGUUAAUCUUCAACACAAUGCAAUAAACAGUCUGUCAAAUAUGAAAGUGAAUGCAACCAGUACCCCGUCCAAGAAGCAAAAAAAGAAUAAGAAAUCAAACACGUCAAAAAGUCCCAAUCAAUCUUUAUCUGAGGAUGGAAAAACUGGUGAAAAAUCGAGAAAUCGAACGAGUUCUAAUGUCGCUUGUAACUCCGAAUUUAAGAAGUGUGGGAAACACAAUGCCAAUUUUUCUUUCGUGUCAAUAGUGGACGGGAUGAUUGAGAGCAACUCUAAUAAUAAUAAUAAUAAUGUUGAUACUGGUUUACAAAUGGUGUCGUAUUGGCAAUCUUUUCAGAUUGAUAGAAAUAAGUUAUUAGAAUGUUUAUGUAAUAGUGCAAAGUGA